Messenger RNA from Stegastes partitus (bicolor damselfish), 1167 nucleotides. RefSeq names its product whirlin-like. Gene Ontology annotation, cellular component: cilium; photoreceptor inner segment; stereocilium tip. The record is from RefSeq and is a predicted model, not a curated record. The transcript is spliced from 8 exons. Gene Ontology annotation, molecular function: protein binding. Gene Ontology annotation, biological process: sensory perception of sound; auditory receptor cell stereocilium organization. Bases 1 to 1167 code for a protein of 388 amino acids. Lineage: Eukaryota; Metazoa; Chordata; Actinopteri; Pomacentridae.
AUGAGACAGUCUCUGUCCGGUCCGCCCUCCAUCCCCCCGACCUCGCCUCUCUGUGCGCUCCCGUCCCCGCAGGUGGGUGACCAGAUCCUGGAGGUGAACGGCCGCAGCUUCCUGAGCAUCCCGCACGACGAAGCCGUCCGCGUCCUGAAGUCGUCGCGGCACCUCAUGAUGACGGUGAAGGACGUCGGACGGCUGCCGCACGCCAGGACGGUGGUGGGCGAGACCAAGUGGAUCGCCAGCUCGCAGAUCGCGGAGAGUUCGGCCAACAGCAGCGUGGCAGGCUUCUCUAUGGACCAGGGAGCAUCGGCGGCAGGAAAGCCGGGGUUUUAUAAAGGCGUGGCGGGCUCCCAGGUGACCCUGUCCAGUCUGGUGAACCAGUCCAGAGCCAUGCUGGAGGAGCAGGCGCGCCACCUGCUGACCGAGGCCGAGCGUCAGACCAUGGGCUACUACGUGGAGGAGUACCGGGACGGGCACAUCGGCGUGGACCAGCUGGUCAUGGCGCUGUUCGAGCUGCUGAACACCCACGCCAAGUUCUCUCUGCUGUCGGAGGUUCGAGGUCUGGUCACCGCCCAGGAUCUGGAGCGAUUCGACGGUCUGGUGCUUCGACGUGAGAUUCAGGCUCUGAAGGCUCGCCAGGGGACGGCCGGAGCCACGGCCCUGCAGCCGGACUCCCUGUCCAUGGUGUCGUAUCCGGACACCCUGACCUCGUCCUCGGCCAGCUUCAUGACCAACACCACCCUCAGCUCUGCGCGGGAGAGGCUGCUCUGGCUGAUAGAUAUGAUGGAGAACGACAGCGUGGUGGAGAGUAAUGAGGAGGAUCCUCCGGAGAGUCUGAACACGCUGCUGACCGACAUCUCUCUGCCGGGCCUGUUGGAGCCCACGUCUACACUAGUGAGGGUGGCAAAGAGUGCCAGCACCCUGGGUAUCGCCAUCGAAGGCGGAGCCAACACUCGCCAACCGCUACCACGGAUUGUCACAAUACAGAGGGGAGGUUCGGCUCAUAACUGCGGCCAGCUGAAGGUGGGUCAGGUGAUCCUGGAGGUGAACGGGGUUUCCCUGAGGGGCCGCGAGCACCGGGACGCCGCCCGCCUCAUCGCCGAGGCCUUCAAGACCAAAGAGAGGGACCACGUGGACUUCCUGGUGACUGAGUUCAACGUGGCCCUAUAG